AUGACCAGCAGGGGGCGCUGUUCCCUCCGCCGCUUUGUUGUCGUCGAGGCGGAACUCCUGACCUCAGUCCUCCUGCUGCUGGUCCGUCUGCGGCCCCGCUGGCUCUGUUUGUCCGCAGAAAGCAGCAGGAUGUGCGCCGUGCAGCUGCUGCGGGUGUCGGUCCGUGAGCGGAUCACCGCCGCCGCUGAAGACGUCCUGCUGCGGCUGGAAGCAGGAGAAGAAGCGGCGCUGAGAGCGCUGCUCACCGAGCGGCUAACGGCGGCUGCGGAGGAGAUCGUCGGUCUGUUGGAGGAAACCGUGGCGGAGUACGAAGACAGAGUGGAGCGGUCAGAGCGGGAGAUCUGCCGCCAGAGGAGGCUGCUCGAUGCCGUGCUGAAGCCCCAAGUCCGGCUGCACAGAACAGUUCUACCGUCACAUUUCCAGAGAGUGGUUGUUGUUAAAGAGGAGCAGCAGCAGAGGAGCUCCAGUCUGGACCAGGACCAGGAGGAGCCAGAACCCCCACACAUUAAAGAGGAACAGGAGGAACCUCGGACCAGUCAGCAGGGAGAGCAGCUUCAGGGGCUGGAGGAGGCUGAUAUCACCAAGUUCACAUUCACUCCUGUCCCUGUGAAGAGUGAAGAAGAUGAAGAGAAAUCUCAGUCCUCACAGCUUCAUCAAACACAAACUGGACAGAUGGAAACAGAAGCUGGUGGAUCAGAACCAGACAGGAACUCUGAUCCAGAUCACAAGACUGGAGCCUCUCCUGAGCCAGACACUGAUGACAGUGCUGAUUGGAAGGAGACCAGAGAACCUCAGUCAGCUUCAAACUCUGUGAGAACUGAUGAAGUCCCUGUCAGUGAUCUGAGGUUUAGUACUUGUGAGAAACUGUUUGGCUGCUCUGAGUGCGGGAAAAGAUUUCCCCGUAAGGAAACUCUGCAGUACCACAUGAGCACUCACACAGGAGAGAAACCGUUCGUCUGUUCAGUUUGUAAACAGUCUUUUGCACGGAAACCAAGUUUACGCAAACACCUGAAAACCCACCAGGCAGAGAAACGAUUCAGCUGCAGCGUUUGUAACAGCAAGUUCUUCUGGUGUCAUCAGCUUAAAAUCCACCAGAUAGACUGUUGUUUGUCUUCGUCUUUCAGCUCCAACUGAUGUGUGAUUGAUUGUCACUGAAUACUUAUAUAAAUGCAGUUUGUGAUGGUUUAUUAAGGAGUUUAACCAAUGUUUGUACUUUAAUACCAAAAACAGUUUUGUUAACUGAGCAGUUUGCUGCUGAUGAAACACUUGUUUUUGCAUAUUAAGUUUGUUUUAUUUGUUUUCAUAAAAUAAAAAUGAAACUUCAAGCUUUUUAAAUCUGUUUCCUUAAAAUAAAAGAGGACACGUUUGCUCUAUUUAACCCUCUGAGACCAACAUAGAUAUUUUUUUGUGGUGGUAGCAGGUCAACAACUCUGCUCUGAUGGAUAUAAAUAUUUACAUUGGACUGCUUAAAAAAUUGCAUUAUUUUGUAUUUUGUAUAAGAAAAAAUGAGCAUCAAGAACAUUCAGACUUUGAUCAGUGUUUGAAGAAAUAUUGAUAAUUAUUGGUUAGUGUAUGUUUUUAACAUUUAACUUAUAAAAAGCUGGUCCUGUCAGUCAUGUUUUGAUUCUGCUAUGAUGGUGGAUGUUUUUUUAUUUCUCAUCUUAUUUAUUUUUUAUAAACAUCUCAUUCAUAUUUCUAUUAUUUUUUACCUUUUUUCUGUACUAAUUUCUUUACUUCUGUGCAGGUACAGUUUGUUUUAAUUUUAUUAAAUCAAAUAUAUAUAUUAUAAAA
Centropristis striata (black sea bass) is the source of this 1791-nucleotide messenger RNA. Its product is annotated as zinc finger and SCAN domain-containing protein 5C-like. The transcript is spliced from 2 exons. Lineage: Eukaryota; Metazoa; Chordata; Actinopteri; Perciformes; Serranidae. The record is from RefSeq and is a predicted model, not a curated record. Bases 1 to 1134 code for a protein of 377 amino acids.